GCCACCAAGCAACUAUGAGACAGGACAGAGCCUGGACGUUUGCAGAUGGCUCCAGCCCUCUCUGCUUCUCUGCAUGCUUUCUUGACAACAAAACACAUUUAAAAUCCAAAUAAAUGUGAGCCUGAGAGUCUCUGAGCCAUGGCUCACCGUGUUCUUGCAUCUGGGCUCGCCUACCCCGUGCCUGGGAGGACCUUAGGAAGUGACCAAGCAACAAGGUCUGAUGGUUAAUAGUGACCGUCAACCACUUGGCAGGAUCUAGAAUCGCCGAGAAGACAAACCUUGGGCACGCCUGUGAGGGAGUUUCUGGAUUUGGUUCAUUGAGGUGGGCAAAUGCACCCUAAAUUUAGGAGGCACUGUCUGUUGCCUGGGGUCUUGUACUAAAUAUUAAGAGAAAGAGAGCUGAGCAUGCCUGACUGCAGAUAUGGUGUGACCAGCUGCUUCACACCUUUGAAACGUCCCUGCCCUGAUGCGCAGUACCCUCCAAGUGCAAGUCAGAUGAAAGCUUUCCUGCUGUAAACUGCUUCUGCCAGGUAUUUUGACUCAGCAAUGGGAGAAGUAACAUCCACCGCGGGAAUGGCCUGCCACAGCGUCGUCACUUAAAGGACUGAAAAGAGAGCCCCACAGUUGUCUAGAGAUGGACAACCGGCUGGCUCCUCAAGCUUUGGGGUGCACACAGAUCACCCGGGGAUCCUGUUAAAAUGCAGAUUCUGAGAGAACUCGGCAUGGUGCCCUCAGGCAAACAAAUGAAUACCCUUAAGUGGCCACCAGGAGGCGCCAGGAGCAGCGAGAGACCUGCGGUACCUUGGCGGUAGAGGUGGAGAUGGAUGCAGAGGCAAGGGAAGAAUCCUUUUUUAAGAAUCAGUGUGAGCAAGGGAGCAGAGCCACGUUAUUUUAGGAAGACUUUGUCGCACUCCCCCUCCCCCGGCUAGGUAGCGUCUGGGAUGUGUGCACCCUGUUCGUAGUCUCCCAUGGAGAGACGCUGGCUGCUGCAGCCGGCAGUAACCCGACCCCGCCGGCAGCGCGGAGACUGAGGAGGCGCCGGGGAGAACAGCGAGAGGUGAACAAAAGCCCUCGGCAAGGGGGCCGGAGCCCGGACCUGGGGGACUCCAACAAAGGACGAGGUUCGGCUAUGGUGGACCCGGUGCCAGAAGAGGAGAAAGAGGAAGCAGAGCCCGGUGGCACAGAAGGGGAUGAAGCCACAGCGUCCGUGCCCCCGGAUGCCCAGGGAGCCCAGCAACCUGCUGCCUCCUCGGCCUCCGCCUCCGCCUCCGCGGCGGCGCCCAGAAAGGCUGAAGUCCCCUGCGGGGCAGAAGGUGGACGCCGGGAGCAGUCUCCGCUGCUGCACCUCGAUCUCUACAAUUUCGCCUGCCCGGAGGCAGAGGGCAGCCGCUACGUCCUGACCAGCCCCCGCUCUCUGGAGGCCUGCGCCCGCUGUGCCGUCAAGCCAGUGGAGCUGCUGCCUCGGGCCCUGGCCGACCUGGUGCGCGAGGCCCCGGGCCGCUCCAUGCGCGUGGCCACCGGCCUGUACGAGGCCUACGAGGCGGAGCGCCUGGCCAAACUGCAGCAGUGCCGCGCCGAGCGCGAGCGCAUCAUACGCGAGGAGAAGCGGCGCCUCUUCACACCCAAGGGUCCCGCGGCGGCCCCGGCCUCAGCCUCAGCCUCGGCCUCGGCUUCGGCCCUGAGCGCGGGCAGCAGCAGCAGCUGCAGCAGCAGCAGCAGCCUCCCGGCCUCGCCCGCCUCGCGAGUUGCUCGAAGGACUUCUCCCAGUCCUCCGGCCAGGAGCCGGCCUCCGCCCGCGGGUUCUCGGACAGGUAGGAAGAGCCACUCGCUGGACUCGCUCUCCCGCCGGCGGGACGGUGCCCUGAGCUCCGAGUCCGGGGCCUCGUCGUCGUCCUACAGCGGGGAGAGCCUUCGGGAGCUUCGCUGGCCACCUCGAACUUCCGCCAGGAACAGCUGCCCCGCGGGCUCGGCGGCGUCUGCACCCAACCCACUAGGCCGCCCUUCGGCCCUUGCUCUGGUUCCACUCACGGCCCGCAGCUUCAGCCUCGGAGACCUGAGCCACUCGCCACAGACCGCUCAGCAUGUGGAACGCAUCGUCCGCCAAGUGCGCGCCGAGCGAGGCCUGCGCGGGGUCCCCGAGCGCGACCGUAAGAUCGCCGCCCUCAUGCUGGCCCGGCACCAGGAGGAGCGCCUGUUGCUGGAGCAGCGCGCCGCGGCCCACGGCCAGUGGGAGCAACAGCGCGUGCGCGCCGAGCAGCGGCGGGAGCGCGAGGAGCGCGAGAAGCAGCGCGCGCUGGAGCAAGGCAGGCGGGCUUGGGCGGCGCAGGUGGAGGAGCGGCGCGGUCGCCGGGGCCGGGAAGAGCGCGAGGCCGCGCGGAGGCGGCAGCAGCAGUGCGAGCGUAGCGAGGAGCGGCGGCGGGAGCUGGCGGAGCGUCAGGGCCUGCUGCGGCGGGAGCGGGUUGAACGCGCCGCGCGCGACGACCGGCUGCGCAAGCUGCAGCAGGAGCAGAACCUGAAGCAGAGGGAGGAGGGCCUGCAAGAGGGGCGGGAGCGCGCGGAGCUGGUCCGCAGGGAGCGCGCCCAGCGAGCGGCGCGCGCCAGGCAGCGGCAAGAGGGCCAGCUGCAGCGCGAGAAGCGGGAGCUGAGCCGGGCCGAGCGGGCGCGCCACGAGGCGCUGCUUCGAGGCCGAGUCCGGCAGCAGCAGGAGGAGCGGGAGGGCCUGCGGAGCUCCCUGGAGGCCAGCUUGGGCCGCGCGCAAGAGAACUAUGAGCAGCUGCAGGAGCAGCGCGCCCGGGAGCUGCGGGAGCGCGCGCGGAGAGAGGAGCUCCAGGGUCGGCGGGCCAAGGAAGCUGCCGAGCGCAAAGAGCGGGAGCAUCAGGCGCACUUGGAGGCGCUGGCGCGGGCGGGAGAACGGCGGCUGCAGCACGCGGCACAGGUGGCCGAAGAGGCGGUGCAGCAGAAGGCCCGGCGAGUGGUUCAGACUCGCCUGGAGAAGGAGAGGACCCAGCGUGCCAACAAGGAGAAGGUGGAGAGAGACGAAGACUGCCGCCGCCGCGAGCUGCUGCAGGCCAUUGGGCGCAAGCUGGAGCGCAGCGAGCAGCUCUCUCGAGAACGGCGAAGCGCGUUAGAGAGCGCUCGCUCCACGGCCCGGGCCUCCUUCCAUGUGCGGGAGAAGGUGCGGGAGGAAACCAACACGCGCUCUUUUGACCGCAUGGUGCGAGAGGCCCAGCUACAUGCCAGCCUGGACCGCAAAUGACAGCCGCCCUGUACAGGUCGUGCUGCUGGAUAUAGCCAGGUGUGGCCUCCCUUUGACCAAACUCCAGGCAUCUCCAGUCCGGCUGCCACACCCUGAACUCUCCAGACUAAUGAACCACGAGGCACUGAGAAGCCAGACAUGGUAUUUUCCCAUCUGUCACCACUGUUUUACAGACUUACUCCAUUUGGAAAUGACAUGGCACAAUCUACCCACAUCCACUUGUGUCUUUGGGUUGGAAUAGAAAGUAGAGGAGGAGAGAGCACAGAGGCCAACAUUGGGCUCUCUGCCACAGCUGCCUUGGGCAUCUUUCUAACAUUUGUGUCCCAGACGAUUUAAGUUGCAGCUGCGACGAGGGGCUAUCUCUCAGACUCACCUCCGUCUUUGAAAAUACAAGUUGCACAGAACUUGAAAGUUUCCCGAGAAAGCACAGCGCUUCUAAGAUGUUAGUUCAUGCACAAGCGACUACAAAGCUGUUGCUGGGCUAUUAAUUGGACACGUGAACAAAUUAUCCUGUUCCCAUAAUCUUUUCAGUUGAGUCCCUAGCUUUCUAGUUAGACAAUCAUCUACAGAUAAUAAUCCC
Apodemus sylvaticus (European woodmouse) is the source of this 3836-nucleotide messenger RNA. RefSeq names its product coiled-coil domain containing 177 (gene Ccdc177). The transcript has 3 exons. Bases 1130 to 3256 code for a protein of 708 amino acids. The record is from RefSeq and is a predicted model, not a curated record. NCBI's taxonomy places the organism in Eukaryota, Metazoa, Chordata, Mammalia, Rodentia, Muridae.